AUGAAGAGUGUGGCGUCGAUUCCGGCGAACUACGUCUCCAUUCUCCAGCUUCAGGAGCGUUGGGUUAAGGAGAGAGAGCGGAAACAGAAGGAAAAGGACUUAGCAGAGAGUGGAGUGAAGCAGCAGGCGAAUGGACAAGGAUGGAGAGAGAAAAUGAAGGUAGUAGUGGAGGCCGUAGAACCAAGAAUGAAGCUCGAGAAAAAGGGUUUAGGCGGAGGUUUUCGUCCGAAUCGUUUGGAAAAGGAACCAAAUUGCGAGGAAGCAGAGGUCUCUGCGACUGUGAGCAACAAGGACGAAGAUGGAGGAGAUUCGCAACAGAGAAAGAAGAGAUGGGGUAAGAAGAUGAAGAAGAAAAAGAAUCAAGAUGGGUCUGUGGAGGAGGAGAGCUUCAAAUCUGAAUCAAAGGCGUGCAUCCCGAGGGAGAGUAAUCUGGUGAAAGAGGAGAGUCCCAGAGUUUACGUGGCCAAGGGAGAUAAAAUUGUUCAGAACAGAGAGAGGGAUUCGAUUGCUGUAGAAAGCCAAUUUCAGGAUCUGUGGACCGAGAAGAGAGUAGGAGAGGAAGCAAGCGAUAGAGAGGUCAAGGGACCUGCGAGAUUGAACAGCGGACACUCUAAUUACCGAAACCGUAAACAUGAUUGGUCGUCUACACGUGUUAUUAGGGCAACAGGGCCUACGGUCUGGGUGAAGAAGGGGAAGAUCGAUGGAGCGUCUGAAUCUAACGGUGUUUUGCUCAAAAGGAAGGAAGGACUAGGAUGUGUAGGAGUAGACAUCGAAUCUUGGUAG
This is a messenger RNA of Thlaspi arvense, 783 nucleotides long. NCBI's taxonomy places the organism in Eukaryota, Viridiplantae, Streptophyta, Magnoliopsida, Brassicales, Brassicaceae. The record is from the annotation of a GenBank genome assembly.